CUGCACGCCACAGAAGCGGAGAUCAAGGCCCGUGAAGCUCUCACUCGCUCUCUCUUCCUCGACAUCUGCACCCUCCGCAAGGAGAAGGCAGCCAUGGCAUAUUCACGCACGUGGAAGGGGCAUGUGAAGAACAUAUUUGGCUACAUCGGCUCUGUUUACUAUAUUGCCAAGAUGUACAUG
Molecule: messenger RNA, 180 nt
Organism: Closterium sp. Naga37s-1
Lineage: Eukaryota; Viridiplantae; Streptophyta; Zygnematophyceae; Desmidiales; Closteriaceae
Source: the annotation of a GenBank genome assembly